Molecule: messenger RNA, 3922 nt
Organism: Hippocampus comes (tiger tail seahorse)
Lineage: Eukaryota; Metazoa; Chordata; Actinopteri; Syngnathiformes; Syngnathidae
Gene: adgrg6
Product: adhesion G protein-coupled receptor G6
Exons: 26
Biological process (GO): myelination in peripheral nervous system; cell surface receptor signaling pathway; adenylate cyclase-activating G protein-coupled receptor signaling pathway
Cellular component (GO): plasma membrane
Molecular function (GO): G protein-coupled receptor activity; laminin binding
Source: RefSeq, a predicted model, not a curated record
CCCCCCCCCCCGCUCCGCACGACAGUUUCCGGAUGCCAGUGGUCCGAGUGCGGAUCGGUGUUGACGGAGCCCGAGGGCCAACUGACGUCUCCGUGUUACCCGAGCAAGUACGGCAACUCGGCGAGUUGCCGGUGGAGCCUGCGAGCGCCGCCGGGCUUCGUGGUGCAGAUCCGGUUCGAGGACUUUGAGCUGGAGGAGGCGCCGGGAUGCAUCUACGACCGGCUCACGGUCGCCACGGGCGACGGCCAAGUCAAGUUCUGCGGUCUGACGGCGGCCGGCCUCGUGCUCAACGCCAGCGGCAACGCCGUGGACCUGGACUUCGCUUCCGACUUCAGCGUUCAGAAAAGAGGCUUCAGGAUCGGCUUCAGGCACGUCGCCGUCGCCUUGAGAAAUCAGAAGGUCGGCCUCAGCGGAAGCGGCGCGCCGGCGGCCCGGGUGUCGGCUUCCGUUACCGUGCCGACGCUGCAUCAGCUGACUCUCUGCUUGGAGAUGGAGCGGAGUGGGCCCCCGCAACAGGCGGAGUGGAUCUUCACGUACGCCGACGCGGACGGCGACGCGGCGCUGGCGCUGGGCGCGGUCCAAGGCCGCGUCCAAAUGGUGGUGGGGGGCGCCGCGUGCUGGCUGGACUCGGCGGUGACGCCGGCCGACUGGACGUCCCCCGCGCUCGGCCUGUGCCUGCUGUGGGCGUCGCCCGCCGGUCACGUGGGCGUCUACUUCAACGGCAAGCAUUGGGCCCGGACCUGCUCGGCCUCCAGCGGGCGCUCCGUUCGCGGCGGCGGCGCCUUUCGCUUGGGAGGGCCAAGCGGCUUCCGGGGCAGCGCGUACAACGUGCGCGUGUGGGACUACGCCAUGACGCCGCAACAGCUGGACGCGCUCGGCUGCCGCGCGGCGGGAAACGUCAUCGACUGGGACAACGCCUUCUGGGACGUGCCCCCCUCCCUGGCCCGGACGGACCCCGCCCUAAGCUGCAGUGUGACCCCGCCCGGCGACGGCUCCGUCCGCGGCGACUGCGGCUCCACGCGCGUCGGGUGUCCAGAGGCCUUGUUCUACAGGCUGGCUUUGGCGGCGCACGACGGGAGCUCGACGCUGACUCCGGCCGACGUGAAGGAAGCCGUCGCCUUGUGGCUGAACGAGACCUUCCGCAACUGGACUCGCGCCGUCUCCGUGGACUUGCUCAGCGUCCGGCCCGAAGGUCACUCGAGCUUCCUGUGUCGCGCGCUGUUGCGCCACCGUGACGUCGCGGAUGACGGCGGCGACGUCCCAGCGCUGGUCCGCGACAGAAUCUGCAGCGGCGAGCUUCCCCUUGGCGCCGGUCUCGAGGUCCACGCGAACUCUGUUCACGUCAGCCCCUUGGAGAACUGUCCAGAAGACGACACGGUGCACUACCGGUGGCCGAAGAGCCCGCCCGGCGCCGCCCACUUCCUGCCGUGCUUCCCCAACAAGGAGCGGAGCGCCACCCGCAGCUGUUUGAUCGACCAUCACAACAUUUCAUCCUUCUGGUCAUCCGCCGACUUCAGCAACUGCACCGACAUCGACGCGAUCCAGGUUUCGGCAGAGAAUGCGGCCGAGGUUGCCGUGCGGCUCGCCGCCAUCACCGACAACCGGCUGUCCCGGGAAGAGGUGUCCAAAGUGGUGAGCAAAGUGCAACAGCUGGUGAACGUGGCCGACAUCAACAGCGGCUUGGCCUCCACGGUGGUCACCAUCAUCUCCAACGUGAUGAGCAGCCCCCACAGCGCGCUCGCGCCCGCCUCGGACAGGGCACUGAGGGCGGUGGAUCAUCUUCUGGACAAGUUGCGCUUCCAAGGCUCCAGCGUGAGCAUCGGGUCCAGGAGGCUGGCUCUGGGGGUGUCGGCCUUCAACGCGUCCGCCUUCAACGGGACGUCCUUCAGCGCCUUCGUCCCGGCAAACUCGACCGAGCCGCAGGUCGGCUUUGAGUCGGAGCACAUCAACUCGCUGGCUCGGGUCACCCUCCCGCCCUCGCUGUUGUCGGGCGCGGACCCCUCGGCCCCGACCCGGAUCAACUUCCUGUUCUUCGGCACCACCGGCCUCUUCCAGCCGGAGCAGGACGGCCGCGCCCUGAUCAGCUACGUGGUGGCGAGCAGCGUUGCGAGGCGCGGCGUGAGCGAGCUGAAGGAUCCCGUGGAGAUCCACAUCAGCCACCUGGCGCCUCAGACCCUCCUCAGCCCGCUCUGUGUGUUCUGGGACUUCAGCAUGAACGGUGGCGGCGGCGGCUGGAACGGCGACGGCUGCCGCGUGGCCGCAGAAUCUGGUGUCAACAAAACGGUUUGCCUGUGUGACCACCUGACCCACUUCGGCAUCCUCAUGGACAUUUCGGGAGCGUCUCCGCACAUUGACCGGCGGAACAACCGCAUCCUGACCUUCAUCACCUUCAUCGGCUGCGGCGUGUCGGCCAUCUUCUCGGCGGCCACGCUGCUCACCUACGCGGCCUUCCGGAAGUUGCGUCGAGAUUACCCGUCCAAGAUCCUGAUGAAUUUGAGCGCGUCGCUGCUGCUCCUGAACGUGAGCUUCCUGCUCAACGGCUGGUUGUCGGGGCGACGCGGCGAGGCGCCGUGCCUGGCGGCCGCGGCGCUGCUUCACUACUUCCUGUUGACGUCCUUCACGUGGAUGGGCCUGGAGUCGGUGCACAUGUACAUCGCGCUGGUCAAGGUGUUCAACACUUACGUGCGCCGCUACAUCCUCAAGUUCUGCCUGCUGGGCUGGGGCCUUCCCGCCGCGCUGGUGGUCUCGGUCCUGGCCGUGGAUCAGCGCUCAUACGGACGGCAGGAAUACGGCGGCGGACGGUUCGGCGAAGGAUCGUCGCAGUUCUGUUGGAUCCGCAGCGCGGCGGUGUUUUAUGCGGCGUGCGUGGCCUACUUCUGCCUGGUCUUCCUGCUCAACGCGGCCAUGUUUGUUGUGGUCAUGCUGCAGAUCUGCGGACGCAACGGCAAACGCGGCAACCGCACGCUGCGCCAGGAGGUGGUGCGGAACCUUCGCAGCGGCGUCAGCCUAACCUUCCUGCUCGGCAUGACGUGGGCCUUCGCCUUCUUCGCCUGGGGGCCGGUCAGCCUGGUCUUCGUCUACCUAUUUGCCAUCUUCAACUCGCUGCAAGGCCUCUUCAUCUUCUUCUUCCACUGCGCCCUCAAAGAGAACGUUCAGAAGCAGUGGAGACGCUCGCUUUGCUGCGUUCGCCUCAGACUCUCCGAGAACUCCGACUGGAGUAAAACGGCAACCAACAACACAAAGAAGGCGUCUUCGGAGCAGGCCGUCCAAUCCCUGUCAUCGUGCUCCUUUGGCUCCGGCGCCACCUACUGGACGUCCAAGGCCAAAAUCAACCUGCCACCCUUCAGCAACACAGAAAAACCAAACGGGACCGGUCCCUUUUCCUCCAAGGCGGAGUCCAUCUCGUCAUCGUCAUUGACGUCCUCCCGUCCGUCCUUCCCGUCAGCCAGAUGAUUGACGAGAACGACGGCUAGCGCCGAGCGCGCUCCGACGCCUCCGAAAAGAAGGGCGCUCACGCUGAGCAACUGUAACCCCGCCCCCUACCGCGCCCCGUCAGAACGCCGUCAUGUCACGACAAACGGGAAGUGACAUGACGGCGUGACCAAAUCUUCAGGAAUGUCCGGCGCCCGCCAGGUCGUCCUCCACGGACGGCCUGGCGGGCGCCCGGGUGGCGGCCGGGCGGAUGCCGGGCGGAUGCCGCGCUGGUCCCCGGGCGUGCGUCUGCCUCGCGCCCCGCGGGUAAGCGGCGGCCGGUCGGUGGCCUUGCCGCCCAAAGACCAAGGCCGGGAAAAGCAACCGUGGAAGAAGAGCCUUGUUGACAGACCUCACGCAAAGGGCGUCCGCCGCACUUGCCCUUGCACCGUCCCCCCAUCUUGUGUAACAGCAGAUUGUGCUGAUAUGCGCUCACUCGAAAAACGCUCGA